CCCCCGCAGUUCCGCUCGCUGUCCAUGGUGUCCGAGUGCCUCUUCUCGCUCAUCAACGGGGACGACAUGUUCGUGACGUUCGCGGCCAUGCAGGCGCAGCAAGGCCGCAGCGGCCUCGUGUGGCUCUUCUCCCAGCUCUACCUUUACUCCUUCAUCAGCCUCUUCAUCUACAUGGUGCUCAGCCUCUUCAUCGCGCUCAUCACGGGCGCCUACGACACCAUCAAGCACCCAGGAGCCGGCGCUGAGAAGAGCGAGCUACAGACCUACAUUGCACAGUGCCAGGACAGCCCCACGUCGGGCAAGUUCCGCCGGGGCAGUGGCUCGGCCUGCAGCCUCCUCUGCUGCUGCCGGGACCCCUCGGAGGAGCAUUCGCUGCUGGUGAACUGACCACGAGACCGCGACUGCCACUGGAUCUUAAGCCUGACCCCUGCCCGGGACUGCAGUGGGGGGUGUUGGGGGGGCGGGAGAGGACCCCUCCCCACCCGCCGCUUAUUUAUUUACAGGAUUUGCUUCUAAGGAUCCGCUGCCUGCCUUGCCCUGUGAGGGCCUGGGCAGGUCGGAUUGGACACUGGGGGAGGGAUGGGAAUUAAAAUAAACAGGAAAAAGAAA
Ochotona curzoniae (black-lipped pika) is the source of this 609-nucleotide messenger RNA. RefSeq names its product mucolipin-1-like. The record is from RefSeq and is a predicted model, not a curated record. Lineage: Eukaryota; Metazoa; Chordata; Mammalia; Lagomorpha; Ochotonidae. Bases 25 to 387 code for a protein of 120 amino acids. The transcript has 3 exons. Gene Ontology annotation, cellular component: plasma membrane; lysosomal membrane. Gene Ontology annotation, molecular function: NAADP-sensitive calcium-release channel activity.